AAUUUAAUCGCAUGUUUAAAAGUUUUAAAGUAACAAUUCAAAUAGCGUUUAGUUUUUAAUAAACAAACAUUUACUUACUGGACGUUUGGUUUUUUGACAUAAUACAACAGACUUUAAUAUUUAAUUAACCUAUUUCUUUCUACUUGGAAUAAUCUUCCAGAUUGAUCAAAUCGAAGCCAGUGAAUAUAUUCUCUACAGGAGCCAAACAUAAUCAUAAAUCGUUAUAAAAUGACAUAAUCGGUAUUUCGUCAGGUUACAAGCUUGGAAUUAAUUAUUUUAUUUACUUUCGCAUUUUUAAAAACGAAAGUUGCAAAAAACUAUUAACUUAAAAAGCAAAAUAUUAAAAGAAAAUAAAAGCAAAUAAACAAAAAUGCAAAAUGUUAUGUAUCAAACAUGAAAUUAUUUACAGCAAGCGUAGUUACAGAACGAUUUGAUAAAUACUUUCACGAAAUAAGUUAAUACUUGGUUAAAAUAAAUAAUAUUAAGAUUAACCCAGAUAUAGAGCAUAAAAAUGUUGUCUUAGAAAGCAAAAAUAAAGAUAUAAAUUCGACAAAAUGUCAGUCGUUAAAAGGAAAACAUAGAACUGCAAAAUUAAAAAUGAAAGUAGAGUAAUUAUAAAAUAGAAAGGCAGAGGUGGAAAAAAUUUUUUUAAAGUAAACGUAAAAGUUGAAAGAAACGCUAACUUACUUAAAAAAUGAAGAAAAAUUGUUGCAUAGCACUACUGCUUGUUUUGAAAAAAACAUAAAAGUAAUAAGAUUGUAUAAAAGUAGAGAAAAAUUUAUUGUUGCAAAACUAAACCAAUUAUAUUUAAACUGGAUCAAAUAUUAAACCAAUCAUAUUACAGCCAUGGUAUUGAAGCAUUCAAAUUUCAAUUGAACUAGAAAAUUGAAAAUUUAGGGAUAAAAUGAUUUCAAUUGUUUUGUUAGUUAUUAUUAUCUCGUUUACAACUGCAUCAGAAAACGAAGCAUUUUUAAUGGACGGAGACGUAAUGAUUGGCGGACUUGUUUCGAUUCGUGAUAGUGGCGGUAUAAACAAGCAAAUGUGCGAAAGCGAUAUAAGUACGCUUGGCAUUAUUCGGCUUGAAGCAAUGAGAUAUGCUGUUAAAAAGGUAAAUAGUAAUUCAAAAUUAUUGCCUGGUUUAAAAUUAGGUAUCGAAGUUCGCGAUUCGUGUGGCAUAGAAACAAGAGCAUUGGAUGAGUCUCUUCAGUUUAUAACUACCCGAGGAUCAGAAACAUGUGAAUUUAAAGAAAACAAGGGAAAAAAUUUUUUUGGGGUUGUUGGAGACGCUAUUAGUCUUACAACAAUGGCCUCAGCAACUCUUUUAAGAUUAUUUAAAGUUCCCCUGAUAACGUACGGCGCAACUAGCACUGAACUCUCUGACCCGAAUAAAUAUAGCUUCUUACUUAGAACAGUUCCUCAAGAUUCGCUUCAAGCCUAUGCUAUGGUUGAUUUUAUAGAACAAUUGAAUUGGACAUCUGUGUUUGGUCUUUACUCAAUGGGAACAUAUGGAAAAUAUGGUUUUGCAGAAUUUUUGAAAAUGAGUAAAAACAGUUCAUUUUGCGUUGCUAGUCAAAAAGAAAUACCAACAACUGCUUCUGAAGAUGAUAUCAAAAAAAUAAUUGAAGAGUUUAAUCAAACACAAAGAAAUAUAACUGGAAUUAUUUGUUACUGUGAUUAUCAGGAUACAAAAAAAAUUUUACAAGCGAUAGAAAAAGCAAAUCUAACAACGCAUUAUCAGUUAAUAGCAAGUGAUGCGUCAUACCCUAUAAAAACGAAAAAUGCUAUUAUUUUUUCGCCUCACUACAAUUUUUCGAAUGUUGAAGAUUUUUAUAAUAAUUUAAAUUAUAGUCUAUUACAUGGCAUUUCCAACCAAUCGCAUAACUUGUUACUACGUGAUAAAUCCACUUGGGAAACAAAUCCUUGGUAUAAACAAGUUUGGGAGCAAGCAGGUUUUUUAUACAAAGAGAAUAAUAACGAAUCGUUCAAAUAUAACUUAAGCUCCUUCCUAAAUGUAGCUUACCAGAGAGAUGAUAAAAUCCCGUAUGUUAUGGACGCAGUUUAUGCGUACGCACAAGCGAUACACGAUUAUAUUUUAAAUGUUUAUAACGGAAACAUCAGCGAAUACAAGAUGCAUAAAAAUAAUUCAGAAGUUAACAGAACGCUGUUUUUUUCAAUUUUAAAAAAUGUACGAUUCAACGGUACCAGUGGUAUUAUAACAUUUCCAGUAAAUGGCCACUAUGAUAUAACCUACAAUUCAGACGAAGUGUUUAAAAGAAUCGGAGAAUGGAGAUAUUUAAAUGAAUCGGGAAACACAUCUUCCAACAGACUAACAAUCUUUAAACAAAACAUAAGUAUUUUUUACAAAAACAGUUCGUGUCAAGAAUCGUGCAAUAAAAGUGUUGGACAAAAACGUAGAUGCUCACAAGAUGAUUGCUGCUGGAAAUGCCAUACAUGCAAUAAUAACGAGUAUUUAGAGACACUUAAUGCGUAUGAUAGAUGUAAAGAUAGAUGUAAACUAUGUCCAGUGGGUUUUAUACCAAACUCUACACGUAAUGGUUGUAGUCAAAAAAAAAUCAGCGUAGCGUGGAUCAUUGUUAUAAUACUGUUGAGUUUAAUUGGAUUUUCUCUUAACAUUGUUACUAUAGUUACGUUUUUAAAGAACAACUCAACGCCUUUAGUACGAGCUUCUGGCAGAGAAAUGAGUUAUUUACUUCUAGCUUCUAUUUUUUCAAUAUAUAUUAUAUCAUUUAUAAUGAUAUCAUUAGAAAGAAAAUUAGUUUGCAACACACGAAUUGGUCUUGAUAUAUUUUUUUGCGUAUGUUAUUCCUCACUAUUAAUUAAAACAAAUCGUAUAGCAAGAAUUUUCUCUGGCCGGCAAGAUGUUUCGUUUUUAACUCCACAAUGGCAAGUAAUUAUAUUAUCGUUGUUAGUUUUUCCUCAAAUUUGCGUUUCAAUUUUUGAACUUCUUCGAUCAAGAAAAAUAAAUGAUGGCCAAGUAACCAAGAUCAAUACACAUUUUGUCCAAGAGAAUGAAUGUCACAAAGAAAGAGAGGAGUUUUUUAUUAGUAUUUCUUAUAAUAUUUUAAUCAUAUGUCUCACUACUAUAUAUGCAUUCAGAACUCGAAAAGUACCAUCAUUUCUUAAUGAAGCUCGUGAUAUAGGCUUUGUCAUGUACACAACGAUUCUCGUACGCAUAGUAUUUUUGCCUGUGUUUUUUGGGGCAUCAGCAGAAUUCAAGACAAUAGCAAUUAUGUUAGACACAAUCUGCUUAGCAACAACUUUAAUAGUAGGUAUUUUUGCAAGAAAAGUUUAUAUAAUACUAUUUAGACCAGAAAAAAACGUUGCAUUGAAAUCAUCGACAUUACUUUCUCAAAUGACAGAUACAGUCGGGACAGUUGACACAUAAUGUUAGAUAUGAUUUUAUCCGUUUACUUCACUCUAUAUAAACACGCUAUGUUUAAUUUUUAUUUAUUUUUUACAAUUUAUUUUAUAUUUAUA
Messenger RNA from Hydra vulgaris (swiftwater hydra), 3498 nucleotides. Its product is annotated as metabotropic glutamate receptor. NCBI's taxonomy places the organism in Eukaryota, Metazoa, Cnidaria, Hydrozoa, Anthoathecata, Hydridae. Gene Ontology annotation, cellular component: plasma membrane. Gene Ontology annotation, molecular function: group II metabotropic glutamate receptor activity. Gene Ontology annotation, biological process: G protein-coupled glutamate receptor signaling pathway; regulation of synaptic transmission, glutamatergic. The record is from RefSeq and is a predicted model, not a curated record.